AAGCAUAUAAAAUUAUAAAAUACUAAAAUACCAUCUCAAACGGAUUCCAAUUGCGCUCACAACUAGAAGAGGUAGUUGUCAAACUCAAAAUCCGUAUAGCCAUCUUCUGGAGGUUUGGAGUGCUACUCCCAUGUUGCUUCCACCAUUGGGCUGCAAUAUGUAUGCAACCUUUAUAAUUAAUUUAGGUAUUUAACAUUAUCAGAAAGUUGAAACUUGAAAGAAAAUUAUAAUUUAUAAAACAAAAGUCAAAAGUAUAUUACCUGGUUCGUCUUUGUUUCUCUGUCUUAAUGCCAUAUCUUUUCCAAAUGACAUCAAAGAAAACUUGUACAAAUAAGUUCUUCAGUUGAUAUCUUAUCUUGGAUAUGUGGAUCGAGAACUAAUUUCUCAAGACACUCAUUAAAAUCUUCCAUGAUUAUUCCUUUUGACUCAAUAUGCGCAUUUGAUAAAAGAAUUUGGGGUUCAAGUAGAAUUCCGCUGCAUGCAAUGGUCUAUGGAGCUGCUUAUCCCAUUUGUCAUCUAUAAUCUCCCAAAUUGGAUCGUAUUUGGCUGCAUUAUUCCCCAAAUUCUCUGUAAUCUCAUUCUUAAACCUUUCCAUUGCAUCAUAUAUAAAGCCCAUGAAGGGCUUAUCAACAUCAACCAAGAGCAAGCCUUCACCAAGGGAAGAAAUACUAAUAUUGCAUGCUUCACUCCAUGCCAAAAAUAUUUUGACAGAACAAUAUCCCGUGCCUUCUUUCCCUUGACAUCUCUAGACUACUUACACCUACUCCAUUUCUCUAAAGCAAACAUAGAUCUUUAUGCGAUCGUCCUCUUAUACAUGUUCUGUAGACUUAGGUAGGCAGUGGCAAUUCUAGUGACCCCAGACUUUACUAGCUCUCUCUGCUUUGUAAACUUGCGCACUGUGCUAAGGGUAAGUAUGUGAGUGUAUAUGAAGAUUGUGACCGCCUUAGCCUUAAAAAGAAUUCUUUUAAUAGUAGGCAAAUCACCAAUAGCCUCAAGCAUAAGACCUACGCAAUGUGCCGCGCAAGGAGUUCAAAAUAUGCGAGGCCUCUUCUGUUGAAGCAAAUGACCUGUAGCUAGAUUGGGAGCAGCAUUAUUUUUGACUGCUUGAAUGUACAAGUUCCUCCCCAACCUUCUCAAUGCCCUUAUCGACGAAAGAAAAUAUAUAAUAAACAUCAUGAAUAUAAUUGGAAGCAUCAAUUGAUCACAAAAAAACUGUACCCAAGGGACAAUUAUUAACAAAUUCAUGUUACUCCUCCUUCUCCUAUCACUCAACAUGUCUGUCAUUAACGAAACCCCAAGUUUAGCCCAUCCCUCUCUAUGGGUCUUGAGAUAUUCGUUAGUAUACUCAAAUUUUUUUUUUUUCAGUAGUGGCUCUCCAAUCUCAUAAGGAGUCGGAGCUUUCAAACCUGACCCAAAUUGCCCAAUUACUUCCAACAUUGUAUGGAAGCUAUUCAAGCGAGUAGUGUUAAAAGAAAUAUUCGCAUGGUAAAAUCAUCGAGCAAUAUACUUAAUCACCCGGCCUCUAUCUUCCGUCUUAAAUUUAUUUUCAAUUGUCACUUGUUUUUUCCCCUUACCUCCCUUACCUUUUUCAAUUACUGUCUCAGGGCUAGGUGUAAAAAAAACUAUCUAUAGGCCCUCUCAUACGAAGCUUCUUAGAUCCAAAAGCCCUCUUGCUCUUAGAGUUGUGUACCAACCAUGGCUACCUCUUCUUCCCUGUCUUCAUCCUCUUCUUUAAUGUCAAUAUUAUCAUAAAAAACAUGGACCCCUGACUUUAAUUAUUCUAUAUUCUUUUUUUUUGAAUUUUUUUUACUCUUUUCAUCUUCAAUGUAUUUAGAAAUUUCUUUAUUUACUAGCUCUGAGACUUUCUUACAGGGGGCAACAUCACCUCUAAUACCGACAAGAUGUUUCUUAAAUCUAUUUAUGUCGGCAUUAGAAGCAUAGCCACAGAAAUUGCACAUAAUUUUAUUCCCAUCAUUCUUAUCCGGGUUAUCAUAAUAUUUCCAUCCCGGAUCUACACCCCUAGUAGACCCCGCAGAAGACAUCUCAAAUUGAAAAAAUAAAACUCAAAUAAAGAUUACAAACUGACAUUUUCUGUGCAAUCUCUGAUCUUCGAUGUUGGUUACUUCAAUCGGGCUAUUAAUAAAAUCAAAAGUCUUCUAUUGCCACCAAUAGCACCCUAAAAAUAAUUUCAAUGAGAAAAGAAAACUUUUUCAAUCCACAAAAAGUUCUUUCAAUUCUCAGAAAUUACUUUAGAUUCUCAAGAAUAAGUUUAGAGAUUGAGUUUUUUUUUUUUCUUCACUUUGGAGGUUAAAAAUAAACGUCAUAAUGUUUUUAUACAAAUUUGGCGGUCAAAAUGAUCCCUUUUGCCCUUUUGAGUGAUUUUAAAAAUCGAAAAAGGCCUUACGGCCUUGGGCGCCCCCCUAACCUGCCCAAGUAUAACCACCAAUGUAGGGCCGCCUAGGUUGUGCAGUUUUUUUGUUUAGGCCGCCUUGGCGCUGGGCAGACCGUUUUUUAAAACAUUGAGAGAGCUACAUUAGUUCUUUAUUUCGUGGGUUGAAAUGGGAGACACAAAAUUUCAGUUUACAGUUUGGAAUCUGUCACUUUUAUUUUUUUUUAAUUGUGGUUGGAAUUCCUCUGUUUAUUCUAUGGUUUUUGGUGAUGUUCGAUACAUAGCAAAGCUGAGAAUGUUCCUAUAUAAUCUGAUUUAUUUCCUUGAUUCAUAAUGAAUUGAAUGAAAAUUUUCUUCAAAAAUGGAAUAGAUGGUCCUCAUUUCUUCAAAUGGAAUGGAUAAAAAUUUUCUUACACUUCCUCUCUCCUUUAUCCUUUUUCUUCCAUCCUCUUUCUGUCUCAAACCUUUUCUUCAUUUGAUCGAGAGAAAAGGCUAAGAAAGGGCAAAGUCUGCAAGAAGAACAAUUAUAGAGAGAAAAGGUUUAUUGUUUUGGACUUUUCAUAGAAAGAAAGAACUGGGAUCAAUUUUGAUUUUAUGAGUAAGAACUGGGAUCAAUUUUGAUUUUAUGGGUUUUUUCGAUUGGUUGAAGAGUUGGUUACAGUGAGAAAGAUCUUGCUUAUCAAUAUAUCCUGGUGUGGCAGUAAUAUGUUGUUUUUCUCUCGAGGACUUAGUUGAUUGUAGAUUGAUGGGUGAUUUUGUGGCAGUAGAGAGAGAAAUUCAACAACUUGUUUACUUUUACAUGAAGAGAACUGUUGUUGUAGGGGAGGGUUAGACAGAAAUUCAAGACCUUUUAAAUAGAUGAUUGAAGAGAAGUGUGUUGGAGUUUAGAAAGACUAAGGUUGAUUUGCUGAUUUGAAGAUGAGAUCUUAGAGAUUUUUUUUCUCUUUUUAAGGUUGUACAAAAAAAAAAAAAAAAAAAAAAAACAAGAAAGGAGAGCAAGCGUUAAGAGGCAAAGAAGACAUUAUGAGGGUCUCUCUUCUUACCCACUAAUGGAGGAUCUCUCUCUCACUUUCAACAACCUACCUCUCCAAAAAGUUUAGAGAAUGUUCCUGUAUUGCAUGUUUGUAUGUUCAUCUCUGCUUCCAUACUGUCCUUUGCUAUCUUUUGUUAUAUCUGGAUCAUUAUUUUGCUUGAAUUUGGGUUUGAAUGGCUGAAAUCCUAGAAAGCUUGCUUCAAAUCAACUUGAAAGUCCAUUGUUUGCCUAGAGUUCACCCAACAUAUGGUAGUUGCUUGACUUAUGUUCAUUUGAUCCAUAAGAGCUUAGAAGUGUCAAGUGUAUCUGAUAGUAUGGCUAGACUUAUUCGAAUUAUGUCAUUUGGCCAUGUUAUAAAUCAGUGGUAUGUUACAACAAUACUAUGGGUUGACGUGCUUUUGCUGCAUUCAAUUUAUGAAGAACGAAUUUGUUAGUAUUUUUUCUCUGUUCAUGGGUAAGGGAGCUAACAUAACAUUUAGGAAUGAAAGUGGUGUGGGUUCCGAAUGCUAGAUUCACACUUUUAUGAAGCUCCAAGAACAAAAGUAUUCCUUGAAUCUAUUUACAAGCUUGGAAUUGUAUUGGAUGAAUGGAAGGGACCUUAUUUAAUUACAAAAUGUUAUUAAAAGAUUGCAAUUUGCACAUGUCAUUGAAAUACAUAAUUAACAGUAUUACAGGCAGUUUCUAGCUUUGCCAUUGCCAAACAGGUGAAAACCAACGUGAAGACUAGAUGAAGAAGAAGACCAGCGCGGUGCCACCCCCUAUGAACAGGUGGAUCCGCAAAUCCAUGGCUGACCCUCCCUUGCCACCUGAUCCCCCUUUCUGCCGCGCCCCACGCCGCUCAUCCACUAGCAGCUAUGGCAGCGCUGUUGGCGGGUCCCAAGACCCUUCCCAUUUGUCAAUGACCUAUCGUACCAAGCUGCUGCCCUCCGCUCCCUCAAUGACUAUCUUUCUCCUCACCGCUCCCCCUUAAGACACUGAGCCUCUGCCCGCGAAAUUACCAACACCUUUCGUUUCCUCUCCAGUUGCCUUGACUUCAAUAUCUCUCAUCUUGACCAAGACCUCCUCCCUCUCCUCCACCACCUUGGAUGCUCCCUCAAACUAAGCAAGAGCAAUUUAAAAGCACCUGCUUCCCCUCACUUGUGGCCUGUUCGCCUUUGCUCUAUGCACUGGCUUGUCCAGGCCAUCAAAUACAAGGACCACAUCUCCUCGAACUCACAUGGCCUCAAUUAGCUCCUCGUCUACAUUGCACUUAGCUAUGACCACUUCAUGAAGGGAGAUGAGGUUGCAGUCAAUGCACUGGACAAAGAGUACUUAAGGAAAGUUGAGCAGGAAAGCGUGAGUGCGAUGGCUCUGGUGCGCGAGCGUAAGCGCGAGCUGGAGGAGGCGGAGGGGCAGAUAGCUGCUCUACGAUCCAGGCCUUAAAAAAUAGAGUUAGAGAGAGAAAAGGCGUCGUUUAGGGGAGAUGUGAAUAAGUUUGAGACAUAUGUGGAGAGCUAUUUGGAGAAGAUUGCGGCACUGGAGAAGGGGAUUGAGGAGAGGAGAGAGAAGUUGAGAGAGGUGGAGGGGGAAAGCAGGAGAGUGAGGGAGGAGAAUGAGGGGCUGAGGAGAGAUGUGGAGAGUCAGGCAAUGAGUGUGAGGGACGUGGAGCAAAUGAGGAGGGAGCUGCAGGCAGUGGAGAGGGACAUUGCGGAGGCAGAGUUGGCCAGGGGGUCGUGGGAGGAUAAGGUGUGGGACAUGGAGAAAGAGAUAGAGAAGGUGGUUAAGGAGAUGAUUGGAUUGGUUGGGGACUGUAACGAGGCCAUUGAAAGGUUAAAGAUUGGAAAUGAUUUGAAGUUCAAGCUUAAUAGUAGUGGAUCAUCACUUGCUGAGGUUUUGGGCAUUGAUUACAAAUCAAUACUGAAACCUGCACUAAUAGUAUUUGGUGAUGACUCCAAGAAAAAUGGCAAGAAGAAGUAUGAAGAGUUUGUUGCCCUCCAGAAACAGUUGCAUGAGAAAUUUUUACAACAAGAUGCAAUGAAAAGUGACAAUGCCAUUCGUCUAGCAAAGAUAGAAGAGUCUGAGGCUAAGCAGGAGAUGUUAAGGCGAGAGACUCAAGAAUACACUGUUCACUGUGCAGAAGAAGGUAAAAGGCUCCAAAAUGAUAUUGAGGAUAAAUCACAUCAAUUGGAUGUGAAAAAAGUGGAGGCUGAAGGGUUUCUGAAGAAGUCUAAAUUACAGUUAAGGGCUGUGAGGAAGAGAUAUGAAGAAGAAAUCCAGAUAUGUGGCGGCGAGCCCCUUCAACUGGUUGACUCUAUCUCAAAGCACAAGGAGAAGAUGGAGUUGACAUUCUCAGAGACGAUGGGGGCCGUAAAUAAAACGACAAAUGAGAUUGUAGAUUCCCACAAGGCCUCCUGGUUGACAAGAUGGGGAAACUAGGGGUCCCCUGUAUGGGCUCGUGAUGAGAAGUGCUCUCUAUCUCUCCUAUGUAUGAAUGACCAGAUUUGUCAUCUGAUUAAAAAAAAACAGAAAAGGACUUGGCACUUUGGGAUCUGGGGACUUGUUGGUUCGAGUGUUGAGGGAAACAGCACAAAUUGCAUGGUUCGAAUCCCUCUGCUAACCAAAAAAAGACAACUUGGGGCUUGAUUCUUUCACUGUGCAGUUGACACUCAGUGGUUCCCACAAAAUGUUAUUUUAUGCAGUACAUGAUGAUGACUUUAUGUCAUGCAUCCAAGUAAAGGGGGAUUUGAAUCGACUUCUCAUGUGUGCUCGCAAAUAUUUUGAGUUUUGGUACUCAUUUGGUUUCGUCAUGUUUUGCAUGUAAAUGCCUGCAUGUCCGGAUAAAUAUUUUUUGUUUUAAUGAUAUUUGUGAUCCAAGGAUUAAAAACC
Messenger RNA from Amborella trichopoda, 6287 nucleotides. Lineage: Eukaryota; Viridiplantae; Streptophyta; Magnoliopsida; Amborellales; Amborellaceae. The record is from RefSeq and is a predicted model, not a curated record.